UCGCAUCGUUCCCCACUCAGGCUUUGUGAGCAGCCGGAGAGAACACAGGCAACCGACCGCACUUGCGCCAAUGGCAGCUGACACGGCCACCGCCCCGCUCCUGACGAGCCACAAGGCCGGCAAGCCGGCGGGGAAUAAGAAGAAUAAGGCGCCGUCCAUCGAUGACACCAUCGAGACGUACAUGGGCGCCACGGGCGCCGCGCAGCUCCUCAAGGCCGUGCUGCUGGCCUUCGCGUGGGCAUUCGACGCGCAGCAGGUGUUCAUCUCGGUCUUCACGGACGCCGAGCCGGGGUGGCACUGCACGGGCGCCGAGGGCGCGUCCUGCGCGGCCUCUCCGUGCGCGCUCCCGGCCGGCGCGUGGGCGUGGGACCGGCCGGCAUCGGCGUCCGUGGUGUCCGAGUGGUCGCUCAAGUGCGCCGGCGGCCCGGCGCUCGUGUCCCUCCCGGCGUCCUCCUUCUUCGCGGGCUGCCUCGCGGGAGGCUUCCUGCUGACCACGCUCGCCGACUCGCUCCUGGGCCGCAGGCGGAUGCUGCUGGCGUCCAUCGUGUCCAUGUCCGUGGCCGGCGUGCUCACGGCGUUCUCGCCCAACGUGUGGGUGUACGCGGCGCUGCGGUUCGUGUCCGGGUUCGGCAGGUCCAUGGUGGGCACCUGCACGCUGGUGCUCUCCACGGAGCUCGUGGGGAAACGGUGGCGUGACACGGUGUGCGUGGCCGGGUUCUUCUGCUUCACCAUCGGGUUCCUGUCGCUCCCGGCGCUGGCCUACGCGUUCCAGGAGGCCUCGUGGCGGAACAUGUACCUGUGGACGUCCCUGCCGGCGCUCUGCUACUCCAUCCUCUUCUACUUCCUCGUCCAGGAGUCCCCGCGGUGGCUGCUGGUGCGCGGCCGGAAGCAGGACGCCAUCGAGACGCUGCGGCAGAUCGCGGCGCUCAACGGCAACAGCGCCAUCACGUCCAGCUUCUCCAUGCUGCACGCCUGCGUCAUGCACCAGGAGGAGGACGCGGCCGCCGCAAGCGACAGCAGCAGCAGCAGCAGCAGCGUGUUCGCGGCGCUGCACUCGAUGUGGGAGCGGCCGUGGGCGCUGCGGAGGCUGGCGGCGAUCAUGACGGCCAGCUUCGGCAUCGGCAUGGUCUACUACGGCAUGCCGCUCAACGUGGGCAACCUGGGAGGCUCCAACCUGUACCUGAGCGUCACGUACAACGCGCUGGCAGAGCUCCCCUCCUCCAUCCUGUCCUGGCUCCUCAUGGGCAGGAUCAACCGCAGGAGCUCGGUGAUCGCGCUCACGGCGCUGGCGGGGGUGUCGAGCCUGGCGUGCCUCGUGAUCCCGGGGCAGGGGCUGCGGAUGGGCGCCGAGCUGCUCUCCUUCUUCGCGACGUGCACUGCGUUCAACGUCGUGAUGAUGUACUCCAUCGAGCUGUUCCCGACGUCCGUGCGGAACUCGGCGGUGGGGAUGGUGCGGCAGGCGCUCGUGCUGGGCGGCGUGGCGGCGCCGGUGCUCGUCGCGCUGGGCCGACAGAGGAGCUUCCUGUCAUUCGGGGUCUUCGGGCUCGUCAUCGGCUGCUUCGGCAUGUUCGCCGCCUGCCUGCCGGAGACCAGGGGGAAGGGCAUGUCCGACACCAUGGAGGAGGAGGAGCAGAAGGAGGCGGCCGUCGUCGAUGCUGAUGCUGAUGCUGCCAGUGACAUGGAUGAUAGUAAUGGCGACCUUGUGUAAUUAAACCGCGUCGUUGAUGUACAAAAUGUACCGUCAAGGUGCAGCACAUAAUAUACUUGAUCAACAAGUAAACAUUGGUACUCCUUUGCUAAAAAA
This is a messenger RNA of Brachypodium distachyon (stiff brome), 1804 nucleotides long. RefSeq names its product organic cation/carnitine transporter 2. Gene Ontology annotation, biological process: transmembrane transport. Gene Ontology annotation, cellular component: membrane. Bases 71 to 1708 code for a protein of 545 amino acids. The transcript has a single exon. NCBI's taxonomy places the organism in Eukaryota, Viridiplantae, Streptophyta, Magnoliopsida, Poales, Poaceae. Gene Ontology annotation, molecular function: transmembrane transporter activity. The record is from RefSeq and is a predicted model, not a curated record.